This is a messenger RNA of Paraglomus occultum, 2739 nucleotides long. The record is from the annotation of a GenBank genome assembly. Lineage: Eukaryota; Fungi; Glomeromycota; Glomeromycetes; Paraglomerales; Paraglomeraceae.
AUGCUCAUCACAUCCAAUAUCUAUCAGGCUGUAAACUCUCAAUUCUUCGGUGCUCACACAUUUCAGGUCAAGAUCGCUAGAGACUGGAAGUCAUUGCCAGAUGAUCGCAAAAUCUGGCUCCGUGACGAACUGUUUCGCUGGCUGAUUCACUUCUCCAACGGCCCAUCGGUAGUCACAACAAAAUUAUCAACUGCGCUUGCAGCAUAUACAAUCAACGCCAUACCAAAUGUAUGGACCAAUUGUAUAGCGGAGCUGUUUCAAUAUCUUCAGUCAGGGGCAAUGGCACUCGGGAGACAAGAUCUAGCCGUAGAGUUGCCGUUGUUAGAAUAUUUGACUGUGAUAAGUGUGCAUAAGGAAUUAAAAGACGCAAUUCCAUUGGUAAUGUCGACGUUGCAAUCAUUUCUGGCCCAAAAUGAUCAGUCGCAGCGAGGCAUUCUGUUAAAACAAAAAAGCCUUAGGUGUUUGGAAAGCUGGAUAGCGUACAACGUGCCAUUUGAAUCGCUCCUGCCAUUGAUAAAUCACGUUAUCGAAUUAUUUCCUUGUGAAGAGACACACGAAUCAGCGACGGAAGUGUUAAUUCAGUUCUUAGACCAGCCGUCAGUAACCUCAAUUCAAGACACUGUUUGUGAUUUAAUAAUGAGAUGUUUUGCCAGUGAAUGGACAAAAUCAAGAAUUGCAAAAGCCUUUAACGAAUCCGAUGAACACGCGGUAAAGAAUCUAUGCCGUCUCAUGACGGUGUUCGGUGAUACUUUUACCAAUUACAUUGCCAAACACUUUAUUCGCCCAGACAUCAUGAUAUAUUUGGAAAUGAUGCUUACAUUCACUGGCUUUCCCGAGGCUAUUUAUGAUCCAUACGUGAUACCUAUUCAAUCCAAUUCACCGGAGGACAACGAUAAUAACGUUCUUGAGUUUGGUAACGCUGCAUUAUCCUCUCAACAAUCGGCUGAAGAGGCCCGGCAUAUUAGAGACGCAGCAAUUAUACUGUUUAAAAGAUUAAUUGAAAUAUUGAGAGUAAAACUGCAACUGCCACCAGAAGAUGAAUGGAAUGAAUGGCAUGAAGAGACAAAGCAGAAGUUCAGAUCAUAUCGCCGAGACAUUGGAGACAUUAUCUUGAGUGCAUAUGUCAUUCUGCACGAAGAGCUUCUUGCUUACCUUAUAGAUCUUAUCGCAAAGCAAUUAAACACUCCCAACAGCAAUGACAUUCAUUACGAGGACGCAGAAUCAACGCUGUAUUGUAUUAAAGCUAUUUCAGAGUCAAUGAGUAGCUCAGAAAAUACUUAUCUACCAAGGCUCUUUGGCGCUGAAAUAUAUGGAAGGUUACCAUCGCAUGGGCAGACAAGAUUGAGAAAUACUGCUUUAGUAUUAAUCGGAUCCUACGCUGAGUGGUUGAACGAAAACCCAGAUUUCCUGCUUCCAGCUAUUAAUUACAUCAUGGCUAGUUUAAAUGAACCUGGACUCUCAUUCAGUGCCGCCACGGCAUUCAAAGAUGUCUGCGAGCUAUGUCGUAAUCACUUAGUAAAUGUAGUAGAAAACAUGGUAAACGCGUAUUUAUCGCUUGGAUCUCAUGUUCAGCCAUUACAAAGACAAAAGAUUAUUGAAUCAAUAGCGGACGUCUUACAGAAUUUGCCACUGGAGAAGAUGGUGAAACCUAUCUUGGUAUUAACAGGGCAUAUCAUAGAAAAGAGCAAAGAAUUCAUCUCACACAGUGUACAGGAACCAUCUAUAUUCCGAGACUCCAUAAUGAUUCAACUCGGUUAUCUCACGUCAUGUGCACGGGGUAUACAAGCUAGAGACGACGAACCAAUUCUUGUGGAUGCUGACAAGGACAAUUUACGAAUACAGGCUGUGUUCGCAUCAACGACUGUUACAUCCUUCACAUCUACCAUAACCGACAUUGUUGGAAGGAUUGCUAACAUUUGGUAUCAAGAUCAGGACGUUAUGGAGUCAGUUUGUAAAUUUAUAAAUGCCGGAAUACGGUAUCCACCCCACCUUCUUUCACUUCCACUUGACUUCAUCGUUCAUUUAAUCCAAAACUUUUAUUCUCGACAACAACACCCAUGUUUGAUGGACACUGCUGCACAACUAUUGACAGUCUAUGGGUCGAGGAAUGAAUAUAAAGGUGUGUUCGAAGAUAUACUUGAAACGUUUACUGUCAGCACUCUGAUAGUUAUUAAUCAGAAUGACAUAGAGGAUUGUCCAGAUGUGGUUAAUUCGUAUUUUGAGCUACUUUCAAAGUUCAUAAUGAAGUGUCCGGUAUCAUUUUACUCUAUUCCGUCGGAUAUGUUCAAGAGCAUAAUCAUGUUCUCUAUAGCUAGUCUUCGCACCAAUGAGCGAUUGGCGUUGAAAGCGGCUAUUAACUUUAUGAAAGAAUUCCUAGGUCAAAGUUACCAUGAUGAUCAAUUAAAUGCAGCAAGUGAAAAAGUAAUCAUGACUUAUGGAUUGGAGAUAAUGACGGAAUUAUUAGCAGGAAUAGGUGGGAAGACGCCAAGGUCUUAUGUACCAUCGGUGGCAGAUGUGCUCUAUAAAAUGACUAGUCGACAUGUUGAGGCUAGUAGUAAUUGGUUGAGAGUGUUACUUUCUCAGGACAACUUCCCUUCGCCCAAUGUCAAGCAGGACGCAAAAGAUUUGUUUGCAAAAAGUAUUCUUGGGACGCGUAAUAUACGCAGAUACAAGGAUUUGGUUAAUGAGUUCUCGCUAAAAUGUCGAGGUUUGGAGAAUACAGCAUAUGGACGCGUAUGA